CAGGCCCGGAACGAGCCCGAUGUGUACGAGACCAGUGACCUGCCCGAGGAUGACCAGGCCGAGUUCGAGGCGUUUGCACAAGAGCUGGAGGAGCUGAGCAGCACCAGCGUGGAGCACCUGAUCAUCAACCCCAACGCUGCCUACGAGAAGUUCCGGGACAAGCGCCUGGGCACCGAGGGUGUGGAUUUCUCUGACCGCAUCGGCCGGACACGGACGACAGGUUACGAGGCUGGAGAGUAUGAGAUGCUGGGUGAGGGUGCCAAGGAGACGCCACAGCAGCGAUUCCAGCGGUUGCAGCACGAGGUGCAGGAGCUGCUCCGGGAUGUGGAGCAGAUCCAGAGCUCGGUGAAGGAGUCGGGGGCUGAGGAGGAGCUCACGCCCAUGGCCCUGGCCAGGCAGGUGGAGGUGCUGAAGCAGCAGCUGCUCAGCUCCCACCUGGAGAAGGUGCUGGGCCCUGGUGCUGCCGUUGACUUCGCUGACCCCGAGGGUGCCCUGGCCAAGCGGCUGCUGCAGCAGCUGGAGGUGGCCAAGUGCAGCAAAAGCACUCCGGGGAAGGGCCCUGCACGGGGCCCUGUCCCUGCCGGUGAUGCCGUCACCUUCGAGCUCUACUGGAGGCCGGAGCAGGACCAGUUUGCCCAGUCUGCCAAGGUGUCAGAGCUGGAGAAACGUCUGGCACAGCUGGAGGCGGCCAUGAGGUGUGAGCCCGACAGCCAGAACCCACUGCUGGUGGGGCUGAAGGGCUCCAGCCUCAUGGACACGGUGCAGGUGCUGCAGGCCAAGGUGAACGUUCUGGAUGUGGCUGUGCUGGAUCAGGUGGAGGCUCGGCUGCAGAGCGUCCUUGGGAAGGUGAAUGAGAUCGCCAAGCACAAGGCCACAGUGCAGGACGCUGACACCCAGAGCAAGAUCCACCAGCUGUACGAGACGCUGCAGAGCUGGGACGCUGUGGCCAGUGCCCUGCCCGACGUGGUGCAGCGCCUGGUGACCCUGCGGGACCUGCACGAGCAAGCCACCCAGUUCGGGCAGGUGCUGGUGCACCUGGACACGACACAGCAGGAGAUCGCAGGGGCUCUCAAGGACAACGCGGUGCUGUUGGCUGAGGUGGGUCCCCCCGGCCCCCCACUCACCCCUGGCCCCAGG
Molecule: messenger RNA, 1137 nt
Organism: Cyanistes caeruleus (blue tit)
Lineage: Eukaryota; Metazoa; Chordata; Aves; Passeriformes; Paridae
Source: RefSeq, a predicted model, not a curated record